This is a messenger RNA of Pocillopora damicornis (cauliflower coral), 1567 nucleotides long. Its product is annotated as transcription factor E2F3. Gene Ontology annotation, biological process: regulation of transcription by RNA polymerase II. Gene Ontology annotation, molecular function: DNA-binding transcription factor activity, RNA polymerase II-specific; RNA polymerase II cis-regulatory region sequence-specific DNA binding; protein dimerization activity. NCBI's taxonomy places the organism in Eukaryota, Metazoa, Cnidaria, Anthozoa, Scleractinia, Pocilloporidae. Gene Ontology annotation, cellular component: RNA polymerase II transcription regulator complex. The record is from RefSeq and is a predicted model, not a curated record.
UACAGCUUAUCUAGCAGAUUUGAAGCUAUUUGGAACAAAAUAAGCUCUAAACUUCUGAAAGAAGCUUAUUUGAGUAUUUUACAGCCGCUAUUUCUUCCAUUGUAAAGGCUCUGCAGGAAGUUGUGGAGUAGUUUUUGAACAGAAACGCUGUCGAAGAACCCACUCCAUUGUUGAACAAGAUGGCGACGCGAAGAUACUCGAUUGAAGGUCGUGGAAGACCGCCGUUAAGCGCUCAUAGUCAUCAGUUAAACUCGAUCAGUAGGAAAAUUCUGAACAGUGGUACUACUUCCUCGCAUCAAAUGAAAGCAAAAGCUCCACCAUCGCCCGCAUUCAAAGGAUCGAAGCCGGUUUUAUGUACACCCGAUGUCUAUUCGAAGGAACGAUCAGUCUGCCCAAGUUCAAGGCCUCAGGUGAAAAGAAAACUCGAUCUGGAUGAAUCUCCUACACAAGUAAGACAGUCAUUCAGAACUCCAAAAGCAAAAGGAUACACUAGAAGAAGAGGGCGCAGAGAAAUGCAACCAUACCCAAAGAUGUUUGUUAAAUCUCCAAUAGAGAAGACACGCUAUGAUACAUCACUGGGGAUCUUGACCAAAAAGUUUGUGGGUCUUUUGAAAAGCACUGAAGAUGGUGUGGUGGAUUUGAACCAGGCAGCAGAUGUUUUAGAGGUCCAGAAAAGACGAAUCUAUGACAUUACCAAUGUUCUAGAAGGUGUUGGGCUGAUAAAGAAGAAAUCCAAGAAUAAUAUUGAGUGGAGGGGCACCUGCUAUACUGAUAGUUCUCGGAGGACAAAGGGAGCUGAAUCAAUUUCAGCGCAAACCAUGGAUCUUCACACAGACAUUGCUGACCUUGUUGCUAAAGAAUCUUUCCUUGAUAGAAUGAUAGAGGGAUGCCGCUCAGAAAUAAAAAAUCUUACAGAAGAUCCUGAAGUUGCCAAAUAUGCGUACGUGACUUAUCGAGAUAUUCGUGAUGUCAAGCAUUUCAAAAACAGGACAGUGAUUGCAAUUAAAGCUCCACCAGAAACGAGGCUAGAAGUACCAGAUCCUAAGGAGAGUAUCCAAAUCUGGCUGAAAAGUAUUCGAGGCCCUAUUGAUGUUUAUCUAUGUCCUGAGGAACAAGUAAAUGCCCAAUCUCCAAUGAAGGACAUUUCUCCCAUCAAACGACAGCCAGCGCCUCAAACAACACCAAGCCAUUUUCUUCUGACACCUGAGAAAACUCCUCAAAACUGUGAUGAUUUGGCAGUACCCUCACAGAGAUCUAACGAGGAUCUUCAAAGAAGCAUUUUGUCCACCAUAAUCAGUCCAAGGAAAAAUAUUCUUUUACAGACAAAUGAUGAAACAACUGGUCUGGAAGAUUUGGACAGCGAUGCCUUGAUUCCUUUAUCACCAAAUCUUACAGAAGAGGAAUAUUUAUUCACAUUGACAGAUACAGAAGGGAUCACUGAUCUGUUUGAUUCUUACAACUUCUGGAAUGAGGCAUGAUACGUGAACAGGUAGAUUUAAGGUGCACAUGUAGAUGUAAGCUAAGUCAUUUUCAAUGGCCCCAGAAAAUACCUACAUGUUGUUUUGAG